AUGACGGCUUCGCACAGUGACUCUUUGGUGGUGUUGUUUGGGGCAACAGCUGGUGCAUAUGGGGCUAAACUGGGUUCGGAUGAGAGGGAACUAAUUCUCUUGGUGUGGCAAGUUGUGGAUCUACAGAACAAGAAGGUAGGGACACUACACAAAUCCCUGGUGAAAGCAGACAACUUGGACUUAAGUGACCAGUGUCGCGAAGUCAGCGGCUUAACACCAGAGGGACUGGGCAAAGCUGAACCACUGGACCGGGUUCUUCAGCAGUUUAGUCAGCUGGUAUCCAGUGAUUUGAAAGUACUUGGAAGGAGCUCUUACACACUCUGCAGUGAUGGCCAGUUACUCAUCCGACAAGUUCUCCAUCCAGAAACAUCCAAGAAGAACUUCUUGUUGUCAGACUGCUUCUAUUCCUUUUAUGAUCUGCGCAAAGAAUUCCAUACUUGCUACCCAAGUUCAGCCGCCGUGAAAGACCAGACUAUCAAGACCAUGGCAGAAUAUCUAGGCUUAGGGAUAGAUGAAGCAGAGGAGGACUUUGGCGUGUGGCAAGUGAAGACCAUGGUGGCUAUCAUUUUCAGCAUGCUUUCAGAAGGUUGUAAUCACAUAUUUACUGAGCCUGAAACUGUGAAACACAAGUAUGAAACAGGUCCUUGCAGUAAAUCUGAAACUGUGGACAGUGAGACAGUAAUACGUGCCAGAGGUUUGCCAUGGCAGUCUUCAGACCAGGACAUCGCUCGAUUUUUCAAAGGACUCAACAUUGCCAAAGGUGGUGUGGCUCUUUGCCUGAAUUCCCAAGGAAGAAGAAAUGGGGAGGCUUUGGUUCGGUUUGUCAAUUCUGAGCAGAGAGACCUUGCCCUGGAAAGGCACAAGCAUCACAUGGGUAGCAGAUAUAUUGAGGUUUACAAAGCAACUGGAGAAGAAUUCUUAAAAAUUGCAGGAGGCACCUCCAAUGAAGUGGCCCAGUUCUUAUCCAAGGAGAAUCAAGUUAUCAUCAGGAUGAGAGGCCUUCCAUUCACUGCUACCCAGGAAGAUGUCUUGGGCUUCCUGGGGCCGGAGUGCCCAGUCACAGGAGGGAAAGAGGGACUUCUCUUUGUCAAGUACCCAGAUGGCAGGCCCACAGGAGAUGCAUUUGUGUUGUUUUCCUGUGAAGAAUAUGCACAGAAUGCACUUAAAAAGCACAAAGAAAUACUUGGAAAACGUUACAUUGAACUCUUCAGGAGCACAGCGGCAGAGGUCCAACAGGUACUCAAUAGAUACAUGUCAACACCUCUUAUUCCAACCCUUCCAACUCCCAUCAUCCCGGUCAUCCCCCCUCCAUACACCAUUGCCACGGGCAGCGUCCGCGACUGUGUGCGGCUCAGGGGCCUUCCCUACACUGCUGGAAUUGAUGACAUCUUGGAAUUUAUGGGAGAUGCCACGGGGGAUAUCAAGCCCCAUGGAGUUCACAUGGUCCUUAAUCAGCAGGGACGACCAUCAGGUGAUGCUUUUAUCCAAAUGAAAUCUGCUGACAAAGCCUUUAUGGUGGCUCAAAAAUGUCACAAAAAAAUGAUGAAGGACCGUUAUGUGGAAGUAUUCCAGUGUUCUGGAGAGGAGAUGAACUUUGUUUUAAUGGGUGGCACUUUAAAUCGUAGUGGCUUAUCCCCACCGCCAUGUAAGUUACCAUGUCUUUCUCCACCAGCUUAUGCUGCUUUCCAAACAGCAGCUGUGAUCCCAGCAGAGGCAGCAGCCCUUUACCAGCCACAAGCCCUCCUGCCAUCCACCAGGACACCCCAGGCCUCUGCAGCUGCUCCUCCAACUGUUACCUACUACCCAGCGCAGGCUGCUCAGCUCUACAUGAACUACACAGCUUACUAUCCCAGCCCUCCAGUAUCUCCUACCACGGUGGGGUACAUUGCAGCUCCCCCAGGAGCUGUGGCAGCUGCUGCCACUGCCACCCACACUCCCAUCCUGCCCCAGCCUGGAGCCUUGGUCCGGAUGCAGGGCUUGCCAUAUAACACAGGAAUGAAGGAGAUACUCAGUUUCUUCCAGGGGUACCAGCUCCAAGCAGAUUCCAUCCUCAUGCUUUACAACUUUAGUGGGCAGCCCAGUGGCGAGGCAUUGGUGACUUUUCCAAGCCUGGAUCUAGCUAAGCAAGCAGUGGCUGAGAGAAAUGGACAGCUCCUGGGCAGCCGCUGUGUGCAACUGUACCUGGUCUAACUGAACACUCUGGAGGAUGAGGAGAGGAUGAUGCACUCAACACCCUGCCCUCUGCAAAAUAAGUCUUCCCUUGCCACCCAGGCAGCAACAAAUGUGCCUUUUCAGUAUAACCUGUUGGAAUGCAGCAUGGUGCAUGUUCCUUUUUAAUUUGAAAAAUGGCGUCUCCCAUGCCAAAGAUAAA
Molecule: messenger RNA, 2371 nt
Organism: Melozone crissalis (California towhee)
Lineage: Eukaryota; Metazoa; Chordata; Aves; Passeriformes; Passerellidae
Gene: ESRP2
Product: epithelial splicing regulatory protein 2
Exons: 15
Coding region: 1-2190 (729 amino acids)
Biological process (GO): regulation of RNA splicing
Cellular component (GO): nucleoplasm; ribonucleoprotein complex
Molecular function (GO): mRNA binding
Source: RefSeq, a predicted model, not a curated record